AAUGACAGUGAUGCAGGGACAAGGCCCCUUGGAUAUAGUUUAGGGACCUCACAGCCAUACGGACAUUUGCCCGCUGGGGAUUAUGGACAAAAACAGCCCUAUAUAGACACUGCCCCCAUGGGGUAUUAUCACAGUGCUGCAGGGACACUGCCUCCCGGGGGUGGGAAAUCGCAGUGCUGCAGAGACACUGCCUCCCUUUGGUGGGAUGGAGGUCUAACUGAUGUGCAGCUACACAACCCACCGUGGGUAUUACCCCAGUGUGGCUGGCCUGGUGCAUGUUCACGUUCCCCCUGGGGGGCCGUAUGUAUGUCUUCCCUCUGGGCUCUGCUGUAGCCUUGGCUCACCCAGGGUGGCCAUGGGCUCUGAUAGCACUCUCCUGCUGCCCCAACCCUGCACCAGGGCAUGUGCGCCACCUGCCGGCUCAGCUGUUUCCAAAGUCCUUCGGUCCCCCGCCCGCAGUGCCCGGCUUCUGGAGCUGUGAAAGGGCCAAGGGUUGGCUGCAUGGUCCGUGGCUCCAACCUGACAGGGCAGCUCUAGGAGUCAUGCAAGUUAUUGCAAAAGGAGGAGGAGAUAAUUGGCCGAGUCCUGCCAGAGCUAGGCAUAGAGCAGUUUCACAUCCUGCCCCCACCCCCGGUCGAUAUGGUCAUGCGGGGGGAGGUCACUUUUAUUGAAGCCCAGGAACUUUUGGUGGCAGGGAGCUGAAACCCCCAUGAGCUGGGUAUGUGUUGGGGGUGAGCACUGCUCCCCUGUGCCCUGCCUGGGAUCCUUAAAUGGUAACCCUUACCCUCCCCAGAGCUGCAUUAUUGGCUUUUGGCCCAGAUGCAAAUAUUUGCACAGCGGGGGCGGUGAGGGAAAGAGAGCUCAGGGCACAGCCCUGCUUGGACAGUCCAGCCUCAGCCUGACCGUUUCUGUACAGGCUCUGCGACAGUCCCUGAGGCGCAGCAGGAUGAUUCAGGCCAGAGCAGUGCUGCUGCUUGCCCUGGCCUGUGCCCUCAGCACAGGUAGGAGUGCCCGCCUCGGGCAACCAGGACCUGCUGUGAGCCUGCUCUCUCAGCUGGUCAGGGACUAGGGCAGAGAGCCCUUUUGGAAUUGGCAUGAGGUCCAACAAAUGCCUCUCCCUCCUGCAGCUCAGUACUGCUGGCAAAUGCCCUGCUGAGGAGGUCUGGGAGCAGGCAGCCAAGAGGAGUAGGGCACAGGGGAGACCAUAAGGAAAAGCCCCAUCAGGCAGAGCAUGAACAGCCGCUCUCCCCUUAGUGCUCAAGCCCCACAGAGGAAAGGACUCUGACCAGCAUAGCUGGGUCAUGGCUCCAGCCAAAAGGGGAGAGGGAAGUGGACAACAAUGAGCAGCAGUGCCCCUGAGUGGGGCCAGGCCAUGGGCUCUGUGGGGCAGGAAUGCUGGCAGAGCCUUUAGGGCAGUGCCCCAGCCACUGAUUGCACUCACACAUGUGCUCUGUCCUAGCUUGGCUGGUCAGCCGGUGCUGGCUGGGGCUCUGGCAUGUUUUCUCCCCUGUGUUUGGGCAAAGACGUGCUGAGACCUCUCAGACAGGGCCCCCUGGUGCUGAGGCAUUCCCACUGGAACCCCAGCCUUGGCCCUGACCUAGCACUUAACAGACCAGACUAUGGCUGAGAAUUUUAGAUGAUACAAAACACAGCUUGAAACAGCCCCUUGCUGUAGCCAUUGAUGUGGCCAGUCGCACUGCCGGCCCCACUGCUGAUCACCCGGCCAACCUGCCAGCCCCUCUGCCUGCCCACAGCUGACCCCUCUACUGACCCUACUGAUGGCCCACCAGCCCUGCUGCCGGCACACUGGCCCCGCUUGUGGACUGCUGGCCCCUCUACCAGCCCCACUGACAGCUCCGCUGCCUGUCCAUAGCUCUGCUGCCAGCCCAGGCACUUCUGCCUCCCUGGCCCCAGUGCAUCUCUGGACCCCUCUCUGUUCCAUGCCCAGGGCAGGGAGAGAGGCCAAAGCUGGGCACCCUCAGCCAUGUGGUUACCAGGAGUGUGUCUCUUGAUGUAUACCCCAGGGCAAUGGCGCUCCCCUCUCAAUGACUUCCAAAGGCUCAAAGCAACCCAGCUGCUACCCCUGAGCCAGCGAGGCUCUGGCCCAGAGCAGGAUGAGCCUUCAGACACUGAGGAGUGUGCCAGGCGCUGCACGGUACUGCUGGACUGCAGGGCCUUUCACUUCAACCACCAGCGCCAUAGCUGCCAGCUACUGCCAUGGACCCAGCACUUGGCAGACAUCCACAUUAAGAGGAAUGUCCACUAUGACCUCUACCAGAAGAAAGAUUAUAUGCAGAAUUGCAUUAGGGGAGAUGGGAGGAGCUACCGGGGCAUGCGGUCCACGACGGAGGAGGGGAAGAACUGUCAACAGUGGAGGCUGAAGUUUCCCCAUGAUCACAGGUUUUUGCCCUCUCUGCGGAACGGCCUGGAGGAGAACUACUGCCGGAACCCAGACAGAGAUGAGCGGGGUCCAUGGUGCUAUACCACGGACCCGGCCGUCCGGCACCAGAGCUGUGGUAUCAAGAAGUGUGAAGAUGACAUGUGCGUGUUGUGUAAUGGGGAAGAUUACCGGGGACUGGUGGACCACACGGAAUCCGGGCGGGAGUGCCAGCGCUGGGACCUGCAGCACCCCCACAAGCACCCAUACCAUCCCCACAAAUACCCUGAGAAGGAUCUGGAUGACAAUUACUGCCGCAACCCUGACAGCUCCGUGGGCCCCUGGUGCUACACCACAGAUCCUGCCCGGGAGCGGGAAUACUGCCACCUCCGCAAAUGCAAAGCAGAGAAAAGCCCACGAGUGGCAGACACCACCACCAGCUGCUUCAAGCACAAAGGCGAAGGCUACCGGGGCAAGGUGAACGUCACCACGUCAGGAAUCCCCUGCCAGCGCUGGGACGCCCAGACCCCCCACCGGCACCACUUCCGGCCCGAGGAAUACGAGUGCAAGGAUCUACGGGAGAAUUACUGCCGGAACCCUGAUGGCUCAGAGGCCCCCUGGUGCUUCACCAGCCUGCUCAGCAUGCGCGUCGCCUUCUGCUUCCAGAUCAAACGCUGCACCGAUGAGGUGGAGGUGGAGGACUGUUACCAGGGAAAUGGUGAACUGUACAGAGGCAAGAUCAGCAAGACCCGGAAGGGCAUCACUUGCCAGAAGUGGUCAGCAGGCUCGCCCCACACACCCCAGAUCUCUCCCGCCAUGUUCCCCGCCAUGAGCCUGGAGGAGAAUUAUUGCCGGAACCCCGACAACGACAGCCAUGGGCCCUGGUGCUACACCAUGGACCCCAGCACCCAGUUUGAUUACUGCGCCAUCAAGCCCUGCGCAGGUGACAAGACGCCAUCCAUCCUGGAGACUGUAGAUAAUGUGGUCUUUGCCGAGUGCGGAAAGAGGGAAGAACGCCUCCAGCUGAAGGGCCGUAUAGUUGGGGGGCGCCCUGGGAACUCACCUUGGACUGUCAGCAUCCGCAACCGGAAAGGAGUGCAUUUCUGUGGAGGAUCACUGGUGAAGGAGCAAUGGGUCAUCAGCACGCGCCAGUGCUUCUCCUCCUGUGACACUGACUUGUCUAGCUACGAGGUCCAACUUGGGACCCUCUUCAAGGACCCCAGUCCCAGUGACCCCGACAAACAGGCUGUCCCCAUACUGAAACUUGUCUGCGGGCCCUCCGCGUCUGACCUGGUCCUGCUGAAACUGGCCAGGCCAGCGACUCUGAACAAGCGGGUGGCUCUCAUCUGCCUCCCACCAGAGCGGUUCGUCGUUCCCGAGAACACAGAGUGCGAAAUCGCUGGAUGGGGUGAAACCGGAGGUACUGGCAACAAAACUCUGCUCAAUGUAGCCAAGCUACCCGUGAUGAGCAACAAGGAGUGCAACAUGGCGCUCAGAGGCCAGGUGAAGGAGAGUGAGCUGUGUACUGCGCCCCUGCGAGCUGGGGUGGGGGCCUGUGAGGGCGACUAUGGGGGGCCGCUGGCCUGCCUGACCCAUGACUGCUGGGUGCUGGAGGGCGUCAUCACCCCUAUGCGUGUGUGUGCCCGCAAGGACAAGCCAGCCGUCUUCACUCGUGUGUCGCUCUACGUCGAUUGGAUCAACAAAGUGAUGAGGAUGCUCUGAGCUUGUGGGGGCCCCAGCUCAACCCCCUAAAGAGCUCAGCGCUGCUUUCCUCUCCGUCUGGUGAUGGCUGUGGGCUCUGAGAUGUACGUUCACCAAUGGCAAACUGUGCCAAGCCCUCGCAGCAUCCUCAGGCAAGGCUCUGAGUCCAGAUUAUCUGUCCCAUGUGCUGAGAGCAACCCAGGUCAGCCCGUCCCUGAGCUAUGGCCACCGGCCCUAGGACAGGGGGUACUCAUGGUUACUAUAUUGGCUGAUUUCAAUAAACUGCUCAAGGUG
Gopherus flavomarginatus (Mexican gopher tortoise) is the source of this 4372-nucleotide messenger RNA. RefSeq names its product macrophage stimulating 1 (gene MST1). Bases 1985 to 4099 code for a protein of 704 amino acids. The record is from RefSeq and is a predicted model, not a curated record. The transcript is spliced from 17 exons. Gene Ontology annotation, biological process: proteolysis. Gene Ontology annotation, molecular function: serine-type endopeptidase activity; signaling receptor binding. NCBI's taxonomy places the organism in Eukaryota, Metazoa, Chordata, Testudines, Testudinidae.